Molecule: messenger RNA, 489 nt
Organism: Halichondria panicea
Lineage: Eukaryota; Metazoa; Porifera; Demospongiae; Suberitida; Halichondriidae
Product: large ribosomal subunit protein eL34-like
Exons: 5
Coding region: 56-391 (111 amino acids)
Biological process (GO): translation
Cellular component (GO): ribosome; cytosolic large ribosomal subunit
Molecular function (GO): structural constituent of ribosome
Source: RefSeq, a predicted model, not a curated record
UGCGCAUGCGCGGUGGGGAGAGUUCUUUCUCUAUGUAGUUGUGUGUACAGUCAAGAUGGUGAACCGAUUGACAUACCGUAGGAGGCUGUCCUAUAACACCAAGUCCAACAAAACUAGGGUGUCAAAGACUCCGGGGGGUCGGCUGGUGUACCUGUACGUCAAGAAGAAGGGCACACCCCCCAAGUGUGGGGACUGCAAGGGCAAGCUGAGUGGGCUUCCUGCAGUGAGGCCUAUUAAGUUGAAGAACCUCUCCCGACCCAAGAAGACCGUGUCCAGGGCGUACGGAGGCUCCAGGUGUCAUCAAUGCCUCAGGCAGAGGAUCAUCAGAGCUUUCCUUAUUGAGGAGCAGAAGAUUGUGGUCAGAGCACUCAAGGCACAAGCUACCAAAUGAACUAACCCUACAUAGAAACUGUUUUAUGUUUGCUCUGUGGUUUCUGCUUACAAUGUCAGAUUUGAUUAAUUAUGACAAUCACUUUUGUCGUCAUUCCA